Messenger RNA from Cantharellus anzutake, 2109 nucleotides. RefSeq lists its product as uncharacterized. The record is from RefSeq and is a predicted model, not a curated record. Lineage: Eukaryota; Fungi; Basidiomycota; Agaricomycetes; Cantharellales; Hydnaceae. Bases 1 to 2109 code for a protein of 702 amino acids. The transcript is spliced from 5 exons.
AUGCCAUUGGCAAGGCCAUUCGAUGAGACCCUCGCACGAAUGCCCCGUGCAGAAGACAUCAAUGGGCCCUUUAAAGUCGAAGACUUUGUGGAUCAGCAUCUCUUCCAGAUAGAGAUUCAGAAUCUGCCUAACUUUAAUGCAAUCUGCACCGCGAUCCAAGGACUGAGUGGCAACGUUGGAGCCGAUCGGUUGACCGAAGUCUUAAAUAGCAUUAGUGCCAAUGUAGGGGCCUAUCUUCAGGUUCCGCCGGGAAACCACAUCUGCUUCUUCGUUCACGAGCAUGGGGCGGCUUUGAAUGUCUCGGAGAGACCAGACAUCCUUGGAACACUCCAGUCCAUAUUCGAUGACUAUUGCCUACAGGAUUCUAACAGGUCCAGAACAGGGAAUUUUAUUCGUUUUUCUUAUUCACAAGUAGAGACCUGCGUCGCAGUUGUUUCCGAAGGUAUGACUCAAGAGGAUGGCUUGAAGCAGGCGGCUCUCUACGCCACUAGUAUACACCACGUUAGAUUGGACAAGCCGUGUGUAUACGGGCUUUACGCUGGGCGAACGCAUUAUUUUGUCAUCUGGAGCGACCCAGUUGCCGCUUACCGAUCAACGCAACAGUCGUACUCGGAGCCCCAAGCUCUCAUAAAAUACGUCGCGUCCUUAUAUAAUCCACCCUCAUUUCACCUCACGUCAUCUCCUAACGCUACCCGCGAUGGCUUUCUCUUGUUAUCACAUAACACCAUUGACGCUGAACACUUGACGCCACGCAGUGAUGACUCCGCCCCUUUAUGGAGAAUCGAAGGCUUAGAGGGACUUUAUCGCUGCAUAUUCUCCGGAAUUCCUCACACUCGCUGUACUCGCGUGUACAGGCAAGUGGAUCCUCCCGGAGUCCAGGGAGCCCCCUUCAUUUACAAACAGGUUAUGGGUCGACUGGAUGGAACAGAUCCGGUCCACCACGAAAUGAAGAUGCUCCACCAUAUCCACGAGGAUGGCUAUGUCGCAGGGAUUGUUCGAGGGGUCGAGUUCGAUGGGGAACCCAUCGACAUUAGCAUCUGGGACUCGGAUGAAUUGAACCAAUGGAAUGCCGAUAAAUCACAUGGACAAGUGACCUCCCGAAGAAGUUCUGCAAUGGUCUACUUAGACACCGGUGCGCCAAUCUCGAAAGGAAAAACCGUUUUGGAUCUGGUCGCGGGAUUCUUCGAUUUUGUGGAAGAGUUACGUUAUAUCGUUGAACGCCGUGAAGUUGUUCACCGUGACAUCAGCCCCUCAAACAUAUAUACAUAUGUAAAGAGUGUGACACCCCAGAACCCGACUGCUCUUGGGAUUCCUGGGAACAUGCUGAAUCCUUCGGCCAACCAACCGACCUUCAUAAACAAAUACCUUCUGCCAGAUAACAGAAAUCUGCCUAGGGGGCUGGUUGGUGGUCUGCACAUGGCCGCUAGCUACCAGCCCGAUAAUGAUCAAGCAGCGGAGAUUUUGAGACAGUUUACUGGCACCCCACUUUACUCCCCUCGAGCAAUUCUGUCAAGGACAUGGAUUCCCGCGCCCUACAGGUUCCCGUCCAUGCCCGAGCUUCAAGGCGAGGCGCUCCAAGUGUACCAUAUGCUAUUUGGACCUGUUGCAUAUGAAGCCGGUCAUGAGGUUUAUGACCGCAACAACACUCAUACAUCACGUCUUUCGUUACAAGACCCACCACUAUAUCGCCCGCGACACGAUGUCGAGUCUCUCUAUUGGGUCAUUAUCGACAUUCUACUCCAUGCAAAGCCUGAACGGAGUGAAGAUUCCCCAUCAAGGAAGCUAACCGAAUUCGAAGACACACUCAAUGGGAGGACGUACCGUGGUAGCGACCGAACGACAUAUUUAUUCUAUCAAGAUUUGGAUUGGUGGAGACAAACGCUUCAUCCCGCAUUGGGGCCAGUUCUUGGUGAACUGCUUCAUAAAAUGACCCAGCAGGUCGGUCCAGAAUAUGAAUACCUAAUCGACCCACCGCGCUCCACUCAUCUACACGAGGCGUUCCGAAGAUUGCUCCUUCAAGCAAUAGUGGCCUUGAGGCAGCAACCUCCCAUUGCUUUAGACUCGAGUCGGCGAGUCGGUCGGCGUUCCCCUUAUGAACCCUUGUAUUAA